This is a messenger RNA of Cherax quadricarinatus, 1520 nucleotides long. NCBI's taxonomy places the organism in Eukaryota, Metazoa, Arthropoda, Malacostraca, Decapoda, Parastacidae. The record is from RefSeq and is a predicted model, not a curated record.
CCCUACAGUACGUCCCUGGAGUACGUUCCUACAGUACGUCCUUGGUUCUGCAUAGGAUGGAAGGGACUAAGGAGACUCCCGUGAACGAGGGAGUUGUGGGGUCAAAGUUCACCCUGGUGGACUAUGCUGCGUUCGCUACUUUGCUGGUGAUAUCGGUGGGCAUCGGUGUGUACAGCUCCAUCAAGAACCGUGGAGUGGUGACCACUCAGGAGUACCUCCUGGGGAGUCGUACUAUGCCAGUCGUCCCCGUGGCUCUAUCACUCCUCGGGGGAGCAAUAUCUGCUAUAUCCAUACUUGGUAACGCUACAGAGGUUUAUUUCUAUGGUACACAACUGACAAUGAGCCUGAUUGGCAGUAUCUUCGGCGUCUUGAUAUUCAGAAAUGUGAUACUGCCUGUCCUCUUUCCUCUUCAACUUGUCUCCAUGUUUGAGUACAUAGAGUUGCGGUUCAAGUCAAGAACACUACGGAAGUUGGCAACAGCAAUCCAGUUACUGGCGUCAUUCGUGUACAUGGGUAUAUGUCUGUAUGCACCGUCACUGGCUAUCUCCUCAGUCACCAGCCUCCCCAUCUGGGCCUCCAUCCUCUUAAUGGGACUCAUCUGCUCCUUCUACAUCACUAUAGGCGGAGUGAAAGCGGUGGUGUACGCAGACGUGGUACAAACCUUGCUUAUGUUUGCUGGGGUGUUGGUGGUGUCAGUGAUAUGCUGCCAACAGCUGGGAGGACCUGCCAACGUCUGGUCAAUCGCUGAAAAAGGAGGGAGACUAGAGUUCUUUAAUAUGGACCCAAGUCCCUUCGUGCGUCACACCUUCUGGUCAACACAGGUUUUUGGAGCAUUCUCAGUGCUCGGCUCAGUUGGCUUCAACCAGCCUCAGUUCCAGAGAUUUGUCUCAGUCAGAACUCUGAGCCUCUCGCAGUUACUUUGCAGUUUAUUUACAAUGGGAUUGUUUCUACUGUGGGGGAUCUUCUACUUCUCUGGCCUCGUCGCCUAUGCUGUCUACAACAACUGUGAUCCUUUCACCUCGGGAAGAAUAACAAAACCUGACCAGAUAAUGCCUUAUCUGGUGUCAGAUAAGUUGAAUCAUCUACCAGGCAUGUCAGGGCUCUUCGUAACAGCGGUAUACAGCGGUGUUCUCAGUUCACUGUCAUCACACGGGAACGCCAUAGCUGGUGUCAUCUGGGUGGACUUCCUCAAGGACCGGCCGUACUUUAGUAACGUCACUGAACGUCGUUCCACCAACGUUGUUAAGUUUUUAUGUUGGUUUACACGGAUGCCACACAGACAGAGGUAUUCCGCUAUGAGGUUCAGCGCCAUUAACUGUACCUCACAAAGCUCUCAGAGAUACCAAGCUGCAGUUUCAACAGAAAUUAGCCCCAUCUCUAACAUGUCAGAGCCACCAACGAAGAUGAGGGAUGGGCAAGAACGACCGUUUGAAGCACAUGCAGUUGGUUGCUAUGAGGGCUGCUAUUUGGCUCUCCGUAGAACAUUUUCCACUUCAAGUACUAUUGGACAAAUCCUGUGA